AUGAGAAUUUUCUGCUAUAUUUUAGGCUUGCCGCUCCCCAAAUUCUACAAGCAGGACAAGCCAGUCCAGACAAACAACUUCUAUGGAAACUUGCUAGUGGGCGAACAAACGCUUCCGGUGUGGACACAUCCAUACAGCGUGUGGUACAGUAAGGAUCCGGACUACGUCGGCCUCGGAAUUUCGCACACCGCCAGCUCCCAGAAAGUGUUUGGUGACGACCCGAAUGCCAACCCUGUCAAGUAUUUUUUCAGUCCGGUUGGCAUUUGCUCUUUGCUCUUGACCUCACAGCAACUUCAGCAUGGCCACGAGCUGCUGGUCGGCGAGUGUGAGCGGUUCAGUUGCGGUGUCAGGUUUGAUUAUUCCGGCAAAAGCAUGUCUGUCAAGUUGGUUCAGGGGAUGGGGUUUGUGACGGCAGUUUACGAUGGUCUUAGCCCUAUGAUCAAGAGCAAGGUUGGACUACAGAACUUCCAGCAGAAACAGGGCUCAGAGCUCAAAAAGUAUGUUGUUACGCUGUUUGAUCAGACAAACUGGGUGAUCUAUUCCUCGGGAGACCUACAACUGGCCGAUGCGUACACAGUUGUCGGAACGACGCCUGGACUCGUCCAGAUUGCUAAACUGUGCGGUGACGAACAACCAUACGACGCUGCGGCAGGGGCUUACGUGGAUGAUAUGACACUUUCGGGUAGUGCUGAUAGCGUUGGACGGUACUGUUUCGACUACAAGUUGAACGGUCGCUCUGCCAGCGGGAAAACCAUCCAAUGGGCCCUACCGCACCAGUACGCUGUCUUUGACCAAUCAACCGCUUCAGAAGCCGUCAACAUGACUCUGGACUCCACAUGUAAGGGCCCGAUGAAAGCCUAUUUGACGAAGCAGUUUGUCAUGAACGAGGAGUUGCCUCCGGCAGAGGUCCAAUUCGAGCCCUGGUCUCAGCUGCACGGCUUCACUGGCUACUCCCAGGACAGACUGGACUGUAUCAGACAGAUUGCAAACGAGGAAGUCGACUCUUUCGAUGUUGUCAAUGCCUCCAACACCGACUCCAUGUACACUGCGGGUAAAAUCCUAGACAAAGGAGCGUUCAUGCUGUACGUGGUGGCGUUUGUUCUGAAAGAUGCCCAACUUGCCAGAAAACAGCUUGACAAGAUGAAACGUGCCUUCCAUAGAUUUAUAUCCAAUCAGCAGCAGGCUCCCUUGGUCUACGAGACAAACUGGAAAGGAGUGGUAUCCACCGGCGGUCUGAACGACGGGAACUUCUAUGUCGACUUUGGAAACUGCUUCUACAACGACCAUCACUUCCACUACGGAUACCAUAUCCACGCGGCCGCGCUUGUGGCUCUGGCUGAUCAAUCCUACGGAGACGGCUCCUUCCUUAAGUUUUCGAGAGCCUGGGUUGACACACUGAUCAGAGACGUUGCCAACCCGAGCAAGGAGGACUCUUAUUUCCCUGUGUUUCGCUGUUUCGACUUCUUCAACGGCCACAGCUUUGCCAAUGGUCUUUUUGCUCAUGGAGAUGGAAAAGACGAAGAAAGUAGCAGCGAAGACUACCAUUGCUACUACGGAAUAAAACUCUGGGGUCUAAUUACCGGCAACAGCCAAUUGGAAAAGCUCGCGUCACUUAUCUUGGGAAUCGAAAAGCGAGCCAUAAACAUGUACAUGUUGUACAGGUCGGACAAUACUGUUGUUCCUCCGAACUUUAAGGCCAACAAAGUUUCGGGUAUACUGUUUGAGAACAAAAUCGACCAUGCCACGUACUUUGGAUUGAACAAAGAGUACAUCCACGGGAUCCACAUGCUUCCAAUCACCCCAAUGUCGUCAUAUUUCCGGGAUCCGCAGUUUGUCGAGGAAGAAUGGAAUGAGCAGCUAAGCUCCGUGGUUGGUAGCCUGGACGACGGUUGGAAAGGCAUUCUGAUGUUGAACAGGGCUCUGUUCGACCCAAAAUCGUCCUACGAGUUCUUUGCAGCCCCAAAUUUCCAAUACAAAUGGCUCGACAACGGAAUGUCCCGUCUUUGGGCCACCGCAUUCAGUGCUGGUAUCGGGGGCUGAAAAACUGUUUUUUUGAUAAGCAUUUACAUAAGAUAAAAAAAAUA
Molecule: messenger RNA, 2084 nt
Organism: Ogataea polymorpha
Lineage: Eukaryota; Fungi; Ascomycota; Pichiomycetes; Pichiales; Pichiaceae
Exons: 2
Coding region: 1-2040 (679 amino acids)
Cellular component (GO): cell surface
Molecular function (GO): endo-1,3(4)-beta-glucanase activity; glucan endo-1,3-beta-D-glucosidase activity
Source: RefSeq, a predicted model, not a curated record